Molecule: messenger RNA, 4190 nt
Organism: Megalopta genalis
Lineage: Eukaryota; Metazoa; Arthropoda; Insecta; Hymenoptera; Halictidae
Cellular component (GO): extracellular region
Molecular function (GO): chitin binding
Source: RefSeq, a predicted model, not a curated record
CUGCUCGAACAGUUGCGGUGAUCUCGUUGCACGGAUCGGUCGAUCGACGAAGCUGUCGCUCGCCUAUGGAUCCCCGAAUCGAAAGAAUCCUGCCGUUUGGCAUCGUUCGGUCAAAUCCGAGGAAGAGGCCGCGAGGAUUCCGCGAGGAUUCCGCGAGAAUUCAGCGGGAAGAAUUGCAAAUUGUUGCUCGGUAUGGGGCACGGUACGGAGAGAAGGGACUCGUCGACUCCAGGCAGCGAGAGUCUGACGUAACGAAGCGUUACAUCCUCUACCCCCAUCACACGUGUACCUUCUCCUGAAAGGAGCACCGUGGGGCCCCUACCGUUCUGGCCGGGCCCAGAGCCAUCCUCCCAGAGACCGUUUUCCCCGGUGGGCAUCCUCUUCUCGGCCGAGGCGAGACGUUCUCGACGCCAGUCGCCUGCAAGAGUCCCUUCGCGAAGGUAUCGAACACGCGCGGCGUUACGUGGUGGCAUUAUCAUCGAUCCGUAUCCUAAGGACUAACCGGACCGGACCGGACCAACGAAGCCCCGUACCGAGAUACUUCGAGGAACCGCUAGACGAUGGACGCCAUAGGACGACGUUUCAUCCUGAUCUCGGUGCCGAUGAUCGUGCUAGGUGCUUGCGCUCUCGGGCUCCAGCGGCCACCGCCCAGAUACUCCCAGCAAUACAUGCCGGAAACAUCGUUCACCUGUCGCAACAAGAUCGUAGGAAGCUACUACGCUGACCCUGAGACCGACUGCCAGGUGUUUCAUGUCUGCGUGUCCGUCGCAGGCACCGUCCAGGACUACAAGUUCCUCUGCCCGAACGACACGGCGUUCGACCAGGAAAGCCAGACCUGCGCGGACUGGUACGACGUGGACUGCGAGGCUGCCACCCUUUACUACGCGAGCGACAACUUCGACCUCUACAGAAUCGGUUCCGGUCUGGAGUCGCCUCGUUACGACAAUUAUCGAAGCGACGCGGAGCCUCAGGACCAUUUGCAGCGCAGCGAGACCAGCGAUCCUGUCCGUUCUUCGGCCAACAAUCUGAACAGGGUAUCAUCCUCCGGCAAUUAUAACGGCAACGGCAAUCGGGGAGACUUGCGGGGCAGCAGCACCGGCAGCUUCUACAACAACAGAAACGGAGGCAAGGAGGAGGACUACGAGAACGAGAAGAACUAUAAAGAAGAGGACGGGGCCAGAAAAACGCAAAAACCGGGAGUAAGGAAGGUCAGCAGGAAGCAGCAGUUCAACGACAAUGCCAAAUACGCCUCCAGUACGGCUGUCCCUGCGCCCGUAUCCGUUCCUUCGCCCGUUUCACCGGCUGUAGCCAAUCAGAACACCUACACCGGGUUCUACAGCGGAAACAACUAUAAUCAACGGGUCACCGGAUACGUGCCCACGACCAGCGCCAGGCCGCAAGAGAACGGCAACAGGAACCAGGCCCAGAACACGCAGAGAUACAAUUCGGCGCCCUCCUCGACCUACAGACCCAACUAUCAGGACAGCUACAGCUACCAGUCGACCAGCACCACCGCAAAGACCACCGUCUAUAACGCGUACGGCAACGUUAAUCAGAAUUACAACCAGAACUACAAUCAGAAUGCUGGCAGCUUCGGUCAGAGUACCACCGCGAAGCCAACCGGCUACAACAAGAAUUACCAGAGCUACGGCAACGGCGGCCAAUACGCCCAACAACCCACCACCGUCCAGCCGAGCACCAGCUACCAGGCCAACGACUACAACACCAACUACCAGAGAAGUUACAACAACAUUCAACGGACGCCCGGAAAUAGCUACCAAUCCUCCACGCCCGUACCAACGGUUUACGAUAACUACAACGGCAACAACAACAACAACAACAACAACAACGGUCAGUACAGAAGCAGCAGCACCAGGCAGGACGUCUCCCAGGCUACCGCGAAAUACUUCCCCAGUUAUGCCACCGGUAGCUUCGCGCCCACCACCUAUAGUCCAGCUACCAACAAAUUCGUCUCCAACGAUGGUGCGAGUCAGGGUGCCACGAGGACCCACGAUAAUGGCCAGUACUACGACAAGAGCAGCAGUCAGCCGGCCAAGAGCUCGUCGCAAUAUUACGAGAGCACCAAGGCCCCCAAAAAAGCCACCCAGUAUAACAAUUACGACUCAACGAACGGCAAAUACUAUACCGAGACCAGCACCGGCAACUACGACAUAGCAAGGUCUUCUGUGGGCAUCGGUUUCAGUCCUGCGAGCAUCAACCAUCUGGCCGAGACUCCUAGAUCCACCACUCCGGUACCAAGGAGAGCGUCUUCGGUAACCACCUACAAUCCCAACAACCUUAACAACCCGAACAACACGCAAAGACCUCCGGUAAGUUCUACCACAGCCAGAAGCAGCAGUUACGUUAGUGGAUCGGCAAGGCCUUUCUCGUCGACGACCAGACUUCCUCCGUCCACUACACCGAGACCAAAGUCUGGCAAGAAAUCUGAUUACGAUUACGCCUAUUACGACAACACGGCGGGUCUUGAAUACGACAGCCUCGAUCUGGAGCACGUCACCGGAAACAAAGAAUCCACGAAGAUCGCGAGGAAUUAAUCGAUUUCAACACGAAUCGACGAUUGACGGAUCACGGAUCAUAGAUUACAUAAAUACAUACAUACAUACAUACAUACAUACAUACAUACAUACAUGCAUACAUACGUACAUACAUACCAGCGCGAUUGGAUAUCCCUCUGACGGAAAACGGACAAAUCAUGUACUACCCCUUCUAGAAUUUUUCUUUUCUUUUUGAUGUGUUGUUUUUCUAAUUAUCGGUGAACAACAAUGGCCGUAUCGUAUCAAAAUCGGCUUUCAACGAUGUAGCAUCGGCAAAAUUACACGCGAACCGAAGAUUAAUUGUUUGCGCGCAUAUAAUCUGUCUGUACGUGUAUGUAGUCUUAAAACAUCCUUCAAAUCCUUCAUUUUCUGCAUUUGCUCUCGGCAAUUUUGUGGAAUCUUUUUGAAGAAAUUUUUCUCGACUCAUCCGCGGUUCGAAUCGUAUGCGUGUACUUUCUAUACAGUAUUGUAGGAUAAUCAACUGCUACGAAUAAGGCGAGACAAGCACACGACAUACCGCCAUCGGUUGCAAAACCCCAUAUGUUUUGUACAUACAUGUACAUACAUACAUAUAUACGUUUGUAACGCAAGAGGUGUUCCAGUUUACGACUCCGCGUCCGGAAAUCAUGCGAACAGACAUCGAGUGUAUUGUAGUGUAUAUAUUAUAAGUAUUUUCAUUGAUUAAAAAAGUACUUGAAAAUCUACCGACCGAUAAGUUCAAUUCAUUUAUACGCCGAGUCCUAGGCAAAACUGCAAAUUGUUUUAUGAACCAUCUUUUUCCCAUUGACAUUGUGAGAUUUCAGUAUUAAACGUAGAGUUUAGCGACUUGAGAUAGACAACUCUAUUCCAUUCAGCGAUUCUUAUCUUGUCAGAGCAGAGAUGCUAUAACCAGCGGGUGGUGUCCCAUUUAUGAUAUAUGAUAUAUAUAUAUCCCCCCUCCAUCACUCUGCAGCACGUUCCGGCCUACCACUGGCUAACUACUCAUUGUGUACAUACAUACAUACAUACAUACAUACAUACAUACAUGCAUACAUACGUACAUACAUACCAGCGCGAUUGGAUAUCCCUCUGACGGAAAACGGACAAAUCAUGUACUACCCCUUCUAGAAUUUUUCUUUUCUUUUUGAUGUGUUGUUUUUCUAAUUAUCGGUGAACAACAAUGGCCGUAUCGUAUCAAAAUCGGCUUUCAACGAUGUAGCAUCGGCAAAAUUACACGCGAACCGAAGAUUAAUUGUUUGCGCGCAUAUAAUCUGUCUGUACGUGUAUGUAGUCUUAAAACAUCCUUCAAAUCCUUCAUUUUCUGCAUUUGCUCUCGGCAAUUUUGUGGAAUCUUUUUGAAGAAAUUUUUCUCGACUCAUCCGCGGUUCGAAUCGUAUGCGUGUACUUUCUAUACAGUAUUGUAGGAUAAUCAACUGCUACGAAUAAGGCGAGACAAGCACACGACAUACCGCCAUCGGUUGCAAAACCCCAUAUGUUUUGUACAUACAUGUACAUACAUACAUAUAUACGUUUGUAACGCAAGAGGUGUUCCAGUUUACGACUCCGCGUCCGGAAAUCAUGCGAACAGACAUCGAGUGUAUUGUAGUGUAUAUAUUAUAAGUAUUUUCAUUGAUUAAAAAAGUACUUGAAAAUCUA